Messenger RNA from Prunus dulcis (almond), 1011 nucleotides. Its product is annotated as mitogen-activated protein kinase kinase kinase 17-like. The transcript is spliced from 2 exons. Bases 1 to 1011 code for a protein of 336 amino acids. The record is from RefSeq and is a predicted model, not a curated record. Gene Ontology annotation, molecular function: ATP binding; protein kinase activity. Gene Ontology annotation, biological process: protein phosphorylation. NCBI's taxonomy places the organism in Eukaryota, Viridiplantae, Streptophyta, Magnoliopsida, Rosales, Rosaceae.
AUGAAAAGAAAGGUUGAAGAAGAAUUAGAAGGGGAAAAGCACAGCAUGUGGAGUCAUGGAGGGCACUGGCAGAGAGGGGAGUUUAUUGGAGAAGUGAUGGCGGUGAAAUCGGCAAAGGUGUCUGCUUCGGAGUCUAUUGAACAUGAGGCAGGGGUUCUGUUCGAGAUCAAGGGUUGCCCUUUCGUUAUCGAGCGCUUUGGUGAAGAGACCACAACCACAGACAAGGGUGACAAGGUCUACAACUUGUUGUUAGAAUUUGCUUCUGGAGGAACCCUUGAUGGCCUCAUACAAAAAUCCAAUGGUCUUGGAUUGCCUGAAUACGAUGUUAGAAGAUAUACAAGGUCAAUUCUUGAAGGGAUUAGACACAUUCACAAGUGUGACUAUGUUCACUGCGAUUUGAAGCCGGACAACCUUCUGCUUGUGCCUACCACUACCACUACUUCUACUACCGCUAGGUCUGGUGCUACAACUAGUUUUGUAGCCAAGAUUGCAGAUUUUGGGUUGGCUAAGAAAACCAAGGANAACUAUAGUCGGUGGAGAGGCACUCCUAGGUAUCUGUCCCCAGAGGCUUUAUUUGANAACAAACAAGAUCAGUCCUGUGANAUUUGGGCUCUUGGUUGUAUUGUGUUUGAGAUGCUAACCGGAAACUCCCCCUGGGAUUUGAAGCCUGGUUGUGAUCUUGACAAUUCCGUCGACGUGACGGUGUUUGAUCAUCUACGNACUUCCAAAAUUCCGGCCGAGAUCUCAGAUGUGGCCAGGGAUUUUCUGAAGAGUUGCCUUGCCAUGAGGUCCUGUGAAAGAUCAACAGCGGAAAGGCUCUUGUCUCAUCCAUUCGUAGCGCCGCCUCAACCAUCAAAAGCGGGUCAUGCCAAGUUGAAGGUGGUCAACUCAUCUUUGGGCUAUGCAUAUGGUGUCUCUUACUUCAAACCGAAAGCAGAUUACCGUGCAAGCACUGCCACUGUUCCCAGAAUUCAUCCCCUACCGGGUUUUGAGAUACCAGCUGGACAUUAG